GAGUAUCGUCGCGUCGAGAAAAUAUUAUUCUUUUCUCCUAUGAAUUUACGUCAACAGCUGGGUUCGGGUCUGAGCAUGGCCAUGGUUUUAGCCAGCGCCUUUGCGUUCUGGAAGCUGUUUUCCAUCGUGACCAUGUCUAACUCUCCGAUUGUUGUGGUUCUUUCUGGAUCCAUGGAGCCAGCUUUCCAACGAGGAGACGUGCUGUUUCUUUGGAAUAGAGAAGAGUACGUCGGAGUAGGAGACGUUGUUGUCUACAAAUUGCAAGAGAAAGAUAUCCCAAUUGUGCAUAGAGUUGUUAGAGAACACAGGCUGCUCCUGACUAAAGGAGACAAUAACGAGCGAGACGAUUUACCAUUAUAUGCUUACGGACAGCAGUAUCUCGAAAGAGACAAAGAUAUUCUUGGAAGAGUAUUUGGAUACGUCCCUCUAGUUGGGUAUGUUACGAUCCUCAUUACGGAGAACGUGUACUUCAAGUACGCCCUGAUGGCAUUACUCGGUCUCUCUGCGUUAGUACAGGACGAAUAA
Molecule: messenger RNA, 525 nt
Organism: Ogataea polymorpha
Lineage: Eukaryota; Fungi; Ascomycota; Pichiomycetes; Pichiales; Pichiaceae
Exons: 2
Coding region: 40-525 (161 amino acids)
Cellular component (GO): signal peptidase complex; membrane
Molecular function (GO): serine-type endopeptidase activity
Source: RefSeq, a predicted model, not a curated record